AUGGGCACCUCGCUGUCACCGUUGUGUCUGCUGCCGGUGCUGUUCGCGCCGUGGCCAGGGAAUGGACAGAUUGCCGGUAUGGUCCAGCUGCCAGGUGGGAGGUUUCAGAUGGGAACAAAUUCUCCAGAUGGCAGAGACGGUGAAGGGCCUGUCCGGGAGGUGACCGUAAAACCCUUUGCCAUUGACAUAUUUCCUGUCACCAACAAAGACUUCAGGGAGUUUGUCAGGGCGAACAAGUACCGGACAGAGGCUGAGUCGUUCGGAUGGAGCUUUGUCUUUGAGGACUUUGUCUCCGAUGAGCUGAGGAAAAAAGCGACCUACCAGAUGAAACCUCUUCUCUGGUGGCUUCCUGUGGAGAAGGCAUUUUGGAGACAGCCUGCAGGUCCUGGCUCUGGCAUCCGAGAGAGACUGGAGCUGCCGGUGUUGCACGUGAGCUGGAACGAUGCCCAGGCCUACUGUGCCUGGCGGGGGAAACGGCUGCCCACGGAGGAGGAGUGGGAGUUCGCUGCCCGAGGGGGCCUGAAGGGUCAAGUUUACCCCUGGGGGGACCAGUUCCAGGCAAACCGCACCAACCUGUGGCAGGGGAAGUUUCCCAAAGGUGAUAGGGCCGAGGAUGGCUUCCAUGGAGUCUCACCAGUGAACGCAUUCCCCCCACAGAAUAACUAUGGGCUCCACGACCUCAUGGGCAAUGUGUGGGAGUGGACAGCGUCACCAUACCAGCCAGCUGACCAGGACAUGCGUGUCCUCCGGGGGGCAUCGUGGAUUGACACGGCUGAUGGCUCUGCCAAUCACCGUGCCCGGGUCACCACCAGGAUGGGCAACACCCCGGACUCAGCCUCAGACAACCUAGGUUUCCGCUGUGCAUCCAGUGCAGGCCGCCCGCCUGGAGAGCUAUGA
This is a messenger RNA of Orycteropus afer afer, 897 nucleotides long. RefSeq names its product sulfatase modifying factor 2 (gene SUMF2). The record is from RefSeq and is a predicted model, not a curated record. Gene Ontology annotation, cellular component: endoplasmic reticulum. NCBI's taxonomy places the organism in Eukaryota, Metazoa, Chordata, Mammalia, Tubulidentata, Orycteropodidae.